Aspergillus pseudotamarii is the source of this 987-nucleotide messenger RNA. RefSeq lists its product as uncharacterized. Gene Ontology annotation, molecular function: oxidoreductase activity, acting on NAD(P)H, oxygen as acceptor. Bases 1 to 987 code for a protein of 328 amino acids. The transcript is spliced from 2 exons. Gene Ontology annotation, cellular component: intracellular anatomical structure. Lineage: Eukaryota; Fungi; Ascomycota; Eurotiomycetes; Eurotiales; Aspergillaceae. The record is from RefSeq and is a predicted model, not a curated record.
AUGCUCUCGCGACAUCCUGGCAUAGCCCGGUUACACGCACGUCUAGCUGCUCCUGGUACCACGAGUUCGAGGUGGAAUGUUGUUAGACCGCCGGUGGGCUACGCAACAAAUACGGCAAAACGAUCUAUGGCCGGUCAAGCGCAUUUGAAGGAGAAACUGCCAAGUACUGAAAAGAGCCAUGAGCGAUUUCGGGAGUUCUCACUGGCAGGGAAGGUUUUUGCGGUGACGGGUGGAGCACGAGGGCUGGGGUUGUCGAUCGCGGAGGCGUUGGUCGAAGCUGGUGGACGAGUCUACUGCCUGGACAGACUACCUGAACCAGACGAGGAAUUCCGCGCUGCUGAAGCACGCGCAAACCCGGACUUCGGGGGCUCACGACACUACCGUCGCAUGGACGUGACGGACGACGCAAACACUGAAGCUGUCAUCGCCGAUAUUGGAGCAGAGAACAACCGCCUCGACGGGCUGAUUGCAGCCGCAGGUAUAAACCACGUUGCUCGCGCCAUCGACCACCUACCCAAGAAGGUUGACGAUGUCAUCCACAUCAACUACACGGGCGUCUUUCGCAGUGCCGUUGCAGCCGCGAAAGUCAUGCUAGACCGGAAAUGCCACGGCUCGAUUCUCCUCGUGGCGAGUAUGAGCGGCAUCGUCGCGAACAAGGGGAUGGCGUCUGCUAUCUAUAAUUCGUCGAAGGCCGCAGUGAUCCAAUUGACGCGAAGUCUGGCCAUGGAGUGGUCUGAAGCCAAAGCAGAUGGCACAGGCGGGAUCCGCGUAAACUGUCUUUGUCCCGGACAUAUUGAGACGCCGAUGGCGAAAAUGGUUAUGGAUAAGAAUCCAGAUACGCGCGCUCUUUGGGAGUCUGAAAAUAUGAUGAAGAGGUUAGCGAGGCCGGAGGAGUUUAGGGGGAUCACUUUGUUGCUCAUGAGUGAUGCUUCGAGCUUCAUGACUGGCAGCACUGUGGUUGUUGACGGUGGCCAUACAGCUUGGUAG